This is a messenger RNA of Linum tenue, 2874 nucleotides long. Lineage: Eukaryota; Viridiplantae; Streptophyta; Magnoliopsida; Malpighiales; Linaceae. The record is from the annotation of a GenBank genome assembly.
CAGAAAAAGCAAGCUCCACAGCUGUAAAUUCAAUUCAGACAUUAGAGUACCCAUUUGGUUUCUCCUUCUCCUUUCCCUCCUUCAAAACCUACAAAGCAAGAAUGGGUUUCUCUUCCAGAGUCUGAGAUCUCUCGGUGAAAACCAGCCUCAAACAUGGUCCAUUUCCUCAAGCAUCUCACUGAGGAGACAAUCGCACUCAAGAAACUGCUGAUUCCACCAGAGUUUGUUAGUAAUUGUGGGAAGGUGAAUCUGACCAACCCAGUAGUUUUGGAACCAACUGUUGGAGAUGUACUUGAGGUGGAGCUCUACGAGGAUGCAAGUGGGUUUUGGUUGAGGAAUGGCUGGCAGGAGUUGGUAGUUCAGUAUUCUCUGAGUCAUGGCCACUAUCUUGUGUUUGAGUACAAGAGCCGCUCCAGGUUUAAGCUUGUGAUGCUUGGUGCAAAUGGGCUGAACUUGGAGUUUCCAGCUUCCAGUUUUGUCAACAUUGGACCGAACGGGAACCAGGUGGUUCCGGAGGCUGUGGAGGAAGAAAUCACUGUCAAUACAGACUCUGUGGAGUUCUUAGGCACUUCUCUGGCUAAGGACACGAACAGCUACAGCAAUGGAGGUGGUGGAAGGCAGCAGGUACAGCUGCAGUCUGGGAAGAGAAGAAGAACUUAUGUGGGAGGGAAAAGGAAAGCAAACUUGGUAGCUUCACAGAAGAAUCGAGUUCUGCUUUCUUCUAAGCGAAAAAGAACUGAUGGCAGAGGGAAAAGGAAAGCGAGCUUGGUAGCUUCAAGGAAGAAUCGAGGUGAGCCAGUUGCUAAGCGACUUUUUGGCGGUCACAAUACCAAACGGAAAGAAAAUCAGGACUUUGUGGAGUCUGCAGAGGCAGAAGAUUAUGUAGAUGCGAACUUUAUGGAAUACUUAGGCUUUGUUGAGGAGAUGAACAGAAACAAUGGAGAUGAUGUGGGGCAGCCACAACAUCCACAGUCUGCAGAAAAUGCAAGUCAAAAUGAGUUCAUGAGUGCAAGAAAGAGAACUAGAGUUCAUGGUGGAGAGAACAUGAAGGUGAACCAGGAAGCUCCAAGGACAUAUGGAGAUACAGGAAGCCCCUCUGGAAGGGAAAAUGCUGAGACCUCUCACAUUCCAUCCAUGGCUGAACAAGAGGCUUCUGAGAGACCUUCCGGCUCAAGGUGUUCCAGACCCACAACUAAAACGCUAGAUGGGUUCAACUCACAACCUGGUUUUCUCAAAGUCAUUGUCACUGAAAGUUCCUUGGCAAACAAAGGCUUGUUGAUGCAGGGAGGUAUGAUUGAGAGGCACAUCAAAGCUUGGAAUGGGAAAAUGGUGGCACUUCAAGUUGAACAAGAAACAUGGCCUGUAAAAAUCACUACAUGCAAUGGUGUGCCUACUCUUUUCAAGGGCUGGUUGCCAUUUGCGCGUCAUCACUCUCUGAAAGCAGGCGACACACUCACAUUUGUGCCCACCGAAACUGAAGAUCUGUUCAGCGUUCAUAUUCUGCGUUGUUAGCAGACGAAUGCUGCUUGUUAGUUGGGAAGUUCCAACAACUGUUUAAUGUAGUUUGUGAGAAUGAUUAUCAUCGACUCAUGGUAGCAUGUUUAAUGACCUUCGAUCGUUUCUUUGCUGAAUGUGUGAAUGCUCAAGUAGCUGUUUCUCUUGAUGUUCAUCUGCAGCAGCAUGUGUCUAUAGGAAGAAUCUGUUGUACUAAUAGCCAUUACUAAAUGCUGAGCAAAGAACAUUUUGCUUUUGUGUGUGGUUUUACAAAUAAGAUAUGAGAAGGAUCUCCAAAUAAAGGGAGGUAGUGAAAAUUCAGUUAGAAAGCCAUUGCAACAAAUUAGUAGCAGUAGCUGUCUUUCUGAUCUGGCGUUUUCGUUCCCAAAUAUCAACACUUUUUUUUAGCAAUGGCGACCGAACUCAAUCCAGCUUCCUUCCUACUCUUACUGCUACUCCUCCUGCCGGCGAUAUUCUCCGCCGUGGAAGGAGGGAUCCGGAAAUUCCACAUUACCGACGACCUCCGUGACGUGGUGGACGACGAAGAGGAUGAAGUGUGGAAGGAAUGGGGGAAGAAGAAGACCUCCGACGAGUUCGAUCCCCCGCCUUCCGACAUGUCAAACAUGGAGCUGGAAGCGAUUCAAGAAGCGUUCAUGAAGCGGACGAUGGGCCCCGUUUUCGGGUUCGUCAAGCUCCGGCCCGGCAUCAAACGUACUCCGGAUACGGUGGCGGAUCUCGCUCGGAAAUGGACCAAAAUGCUGAGAGCUGGAGCGAUGGAAGUGAAUCUCAUGGGGAUUGAUCGGAGUACUGUUAUGUUCAACAUGGCCGAAGGCCGCCGCUCCAUCGAACUGAAGGAGUUUGUGUUGAACCAGCCGGAGGCUUACGAGAUCAAGAUCGGAGAUAACUUGUUCCGGAGGCAAGGAGAUCCGCCAUUAGAGCAAGUUAUUGAACAGAUCCACCGAGCCAAGAACGAAGCCUCUGAUGGUACUAGUCAUCAUGAGGAGGAGAAGGAAGAGAAAGAAGAAGAAGAGGAUCUCAAGGAAGAACUCUAGCUUCUUUCUGCAGCUCAGAAGCUAACAUUAUAUGAGUUUCUGAAUGAACCCUUUUAUGCAGCUGGUGCCAAGUGUUCUUCAGGUUACAUUUUUCUGUGUUGGAAGUGGGUUUUAGCAAGCUGUCGUGAAAAGUGCAGAACUUUGAGCUUAUAAUAACUACAUCAAUGUCGAGCUCCUUCAUUGUGCCAUAUCAAGUAGCUGUGUGUAUUUGUCAAAACCAGGUGAACUCAGAUAACGAAAUCAACCCAUUGUACAAACCUUAAACACAAGCAGUUUCUUCCUAUAGAAACAUGUUGCAGAUGAACAUCAAUGAAACUGACAAGAAAGG